Callorhinchus milii (elephant shark) is the source of this 1993-nucleotide messenger RNA. RefSeq names its product cleavage and polyadenylation specific factor 4 (gene cpsf4). The record is from RefSeq and is a predicted model, not a curated record. Bases 264 to 1076 code for a protein of 270 amino acids. Gene Ontology annotation, molecular function: RNA binding; zinc ion binding. The transcript has 8 exons. Lineage: Eukaryota; Metazoa; Chordata; Chondrichthyes; Chimaeriformes; Callorhinchidae.
GGGGUCAGCUCUUGGCUGUGCGGUUUCCCUCUUUGUUGCGGGGCCAGUGCUCCCGGUUUGGCGGGUUGGAGGCAGCGGCCGCUCACAGAGAAGAGGUCCGGGGCCCGGGGAGAGAGAGAGAGAGAGAGAGGCCAGGGGCCCGGGGAGAGAGAGAGGCCAGGGGCCCGGGGAGAGAGGCCAGGGGCCCGGGGAGAGAGGCCAGGGGCCCGGGGAGAGAGGCAGAGAGAGGGGGCCCGGGGCCGGGGGUGGGGGGAGAGGCCGAGAUGCAGGAACUUAUCUCCAAUGUGGACCACAUCAAAUUCGAGCUGGAGAUCGCGGUGGAGCAGCAGCUCGGGGCUCAGCCGCUGCCCUUCCCCGGGAUGGACAAGUCCGGAGCAGCGGUCUGUGAAUUCUUCCUCAGAGCAUCUUGCGGGAAAGGUGGGAUGUGCCCGUUUCGGCACAUCAGUGGGGAAAAGACGGUGGUGUGCAAGCACUGGCUACGAGGGUUGUGCAAGAAAGGAGAUCAGUGUGAAUUCUUGCACGAAUAUGAUAUGACCAAGAUGCCCGAAUGCUAUUUCUACUCCAAGUUCGGAGAAUGUAGUAACAAGGAAUGUCCGUUCCUACACAUCGAUCCUGAAUCCAAAAUCAAAGACUGCCCCUGGUAUGACCGAGGCUUCUGUAAACACGGUCCCCUCUGCAGGCACCGACACACACGACGAGUCAUCUGUGUAAACUAUCUGGUAGGAUUCUGCCCGGAGGGACCCAGCUGUAAAUUCAUGCACCCUCGGUUUGAGUUGCCUAUGGGUACUGGUGUUGACCAGCCACCAAUACAACAGCAGCAGCAGAUUCAACAGAAGCAGAACAUGGGUCCAUGUCUGCAGAGGAUGUCCUCUCUGGUGCAUAUCCCCAGUAUGAACCCUGGCAUGGGCUUGCAGAAGCUAUCCAUGCAAUCUGGGUAUCAACCAUCGCAGUUUCAGCCUUCGUCAAAUCGUGGGCCCAGGCCUCUGGAGCAAGUUACGUGUUAUAAGUGUGGUGAAAAGGGACAUUACGCUAACCGGUGCACAAAAGGACACUUGGCGUUUCUUAGUGGUCAGUAAAAAUCCAAUAGCUCAAAGAUGGGACACGUCCAAUGGAGGAGUUGUCUGAGUUCAGAAUAGAAUGGACAUAGUUUCCUGGGUGAAGUUGGGCAUCGCGUGGCUUAACUGUUGGGUUUUUGAACCCCUGAAGAGCUGGGUGAUGAUUGCUCCUGCAAUGUGCCCCACUGUUCUAAGAUCAGGCACUGUGAUAACUAUGAAGAAUAAAAGCACAGAAAUAUCUUACUGUACCCUCUGCUGCAAUACUUGUUUCCAGUAAUGUUUUAUACGCUAUGAAAUCUGGCACAGCGUGUGUGGGCAGAGGGAAAGAUGAACAGCAACAAAAUUAGAGUCAACGAAUCACUAGAAAAAAGACUGUAAAUUGUGGUAUUUCGUAAUACGCUGUUUAUUUGCAACUCAUUCUCCUGAAGGUGUCAAAUGGUAUUGGUUGUGAGGGUAAUUUUUUUUUUUUUUGGAGCUUCCCACACCACCAAGUGGGUUCAAGCUAUUCAAACGCGUUUCACUUAGAACCUUGAUGGGGCAGAAGAAACUCAUUCAACCUCAUUGGCGUGGGAUGGAUUUCAAUCUUGGUAAAUAUCGGAGGUAAAUCAUAUUCUUAUACACUGUGCCAUCCAGUUCCCCACCAACCCAUCCCAAUGCAUUAGUUGAAGAAAUUAAUAAAAUUAAAACCGAAAGCAAAGACCCUGUCUCACAUCUGCAAAGAAACAACUGGCAAAUUACUGCGGAUCAUGGAGACCUGCUGCAUUGUCUAACUGAUUUGGCUCUGGAUUCACAGUUGUUUAUAUAUAAGAGGGUCUUUAGUUUGUGCAGAGAAAAAAAAUGCAACGAAGACUUGCAGAAAUUCUACCCUGAAACUCUGAUUUCUUAAGGCUGUGAAGUGUUCAUUUUUAUUCAACUUAAUAAAUAUUUUCUCACAAAGA